GGGGAAUUAAGAGAUGUGUUUUUGUGAGUGUUUAUUAGAAAAGACUUGAUGUUGUUUUGAAAAAAUAUUCUCCCUACAAAUAAGGGGAGUCUCUCGGACAUUCUAAGAAGCCAUUAUUCACGAUGGAAAAGGGAUAUUCUAUGAGAAACAAGGAUGAACUUCUUGAUCUUUACAACAACUGUUUUGAGACAGAUCUUGCAUUUGAAGGAGAAGACUAUAUCACCAAGAUAUACCAAGCGGAUUUCACAACCGUGUUCAAGAGAGGUUUGAUGUACAAGGGAAUCUAUUGGCCAUCUCUGACCAAUAGUUUUCAUUGCAAAAAACUUGAAUUGGCUUACCUCAGAUAUUCACAUAGACAGAGACAAAAAGCUCUUAUAAUAGUUAAUAUUGUUGAUUUCAUGUUGAAAGUGGUGCUCAGUCUUUUAUGGGUUUCAUUGGUACCAGAAGGAGAUGAGACUGUGGUUCUUCAGUCGGAUCACAUCGUAUGGUCAGUAUGCUCUAUGUCCGUCAAUAUUGCCAUUUGUGUUCUAGGAUGGUGGAAAUGUUUCGCGAAUAAUUAUCUUCAUUGGGCUGCCAUGACCACGUGGCUUUUAUUAACGAUGCAAAGUUUUAUUGGCAGAGGUAUAGGAUUUGAGAGGAAAUUAGAACUAGUUUGGUACUGUUUAUUCAUAAUUUUCGUGCUAUAUGCAAUGUUGCCGUUGCCUUUGAGAUGGUGUAUGAUCGCAGGUUUCCUCUCAGCAGUAGGUCACCUGAUAAUAGUAGCGAUGGAGAUGUUUGAAGCAGUCAAUGAAUGUAAACACAUAGACACAGAAGGAAAAAUCCGACGAAUUUGUGCAAAUGCUACUCUGUAUAUAGCAGUGAAUUUGGCUGGAAUGUACACAAAAUAUUUAACGGAUAGAAAUCAAAGAAAAGCUUUCCUUGAAACACAUCGAUCUAUGGGCACUCGUUAUAGAACACAAUAUGAGAACGAAAAACAAGAAAAACUACUACUUUCCGUUUUGCCCGACUUCGUUGCCAAAGAAAUGAUAAGAGACAUAGAAAUCGAGGAAAAGGGUGGCUUAUUUCAACCCAUCCAAUUUCAUAGGAUCUACAUACAUCGAUACGAAAACGUCAGCAUUUUGUUUUCGGAUAUCAAAGGUUUCACUGCUUUGGCGAGCAAAUGUACAGCUUGCGAAUUGGUGAGGGUACUGAACGAUCUGUUCGCAAGAUUUGAUCGAUUAGCCGAUGAAAACCACUGUUUAAGAAUCAAACUGCUGGGUGAUUGCUACUAUUGUGUUUCUGGAUUGCCGGAACUGCGAUCUGAUCAUGCACACUGUAGCGUAGAAAUGGGAUUACACAUGAUCAAGGCAAUCAAGGAUGUAAGGGAUUCAACUCAGGUAGAUUUGAAAAUGAGAAUCGGUAUUCAUUCUGGUUCUGUUCUUUGUGGUGUGUUGGGACUGAGAAAAUGGCAGUUUGAUAUUUGGUCAUCUGACGUCCACCUAGCCAAUCAUAUGGAAGCAGGCGGGAAAGAAGACCGCGUACAUAUAUCUGAAACUACCUUGAAAUGGCUGAAUGGUGCGUAUGAAGUGGAACCUGGUAAUGGCGCUGAAAGAGAUAGCUACCUGAAAAAUCGUAAUGUUACUACAUAUUUAAUAAAACAAGUUGAGCCCAACAAAAUACGGAGAAGGUUUGCUUCAAUACCUAGAUUUUGCUCCGAUACUAAGCGCUACGUUUUGGGUUCUUUCGAUUCUUGUCAUUCAGAGGGCCCCUCAUCAAGUGUUCCAGCAUCGAGAGAAAGAGUUGACAGUAUUAUUCAUCUGAGUAGUGCUUCAGAUGAAGAAAACACAACUGAUUGGACGCCAGAAAUUCCUUUCGAAAAUCUUCGACAUCCUCUUUCUGGAAAUUUGGACGAUGAUCUAGAGUCCCUCAAUGAGUUACACUCAAAAGGAAGAUACAAUGUCAGCAGUAAUACGAAUUUUAACGAACGGAGAAAGUCUAUUACAAAAAACUUCGAAUCAGAGCAAGGAGUUGAUGAUAUACUGGACCAUAGUAUCGAAAUUGAAAGUAAUAAAAGGAUGAGGAGUGCCAACGUGAAUCCUUGGACGUUGAGAUUCAAAGAUAAAAACAUGGAAAAGAAGCUCUGUCAAAUGAGGGAAGAUAUGUUCAAGUCAAACAUGCUGUGUUGCCUCAUAAUUUGGAUUUUCAUAGUUGCAUGUCAGCUGAUAAUCUUCAAACCGAAAGAAUACUACAUACCCAUUGGGUUCUUCUUCACCUCAACCAUUCUCAUAGCUACCUUCGUGAUAGUUAUGGCGGAAGAGUUUGAACAGUUUCCUGAAUAUUUACAGCAUAUCUCAAAGACUUUCGUUCACAACAGGACCUGUAGGACUUGUCUUAUAUGUGGGGUUAUUGUCUUAAUGGCAAUUACUAGCUCUAUUACACUCAUUAGAGAGGAUCCCUGUCAUCUUGAUCCUGUAUUUAUGGACAAUGUUUCAGAAAAGGUACGAUCUACUCCUGCUAUUCUGAAUGCAUCACCAAGGAAACCUCAACAGGUUUCACUGAACGUAUCAUUGAACGUAAACGACAUCAUAAACAUCCAAUACAACAGUAAUAAAAGUACCGCUGAAAACACAUUGAAUGAAAUAAUCUCAAAAGCAGACUACCUGCGUUCCCUUACAGAUAAAUCAGUAGAGACUCUACUUGAGAUACAAGCAAAGCUGGAUUCAUUGAAAAGUCUCCGAGACGUAAAAUUUGAUGAACAAAAAAACUUGAGUAUCCAGGGUAGAUUGAGAAUAAAAAGGGAUAUUCUGGAAGCAAAUUUAUCUCAAAAUGAUACUGAUGAGGACUUGAUAACGUCUGAUUUUCCUAGACGGACUUGCGAAGAAGAUGACUCAAUGGAGUACAUGAUUUUCACUUGGGUUUUGUGUCUGAUUGCUUUGGCUGCAGCUCUGAAGUUGUACUAUAUGGUCAAACUAAUUUUGGCCUUUGUGAUGGUUAGUGUGUACUCUACGUGUAUUUUAGUUUUCUACGACGUAUUCAGAAAAUCAUCAGAAAAAACAUGUGUACCUCUCACAUCCCAGAUGUUGAUCCUACUGGUUGUUUUUUUCCUGAUGGUUGCGUAUCACGCAAGACUUGUCGAGGUUUCUUCGAGAUUGGACUUUUUAUGGAAGCAACAGGCUGAAAUGGAACUUCAUGACAUGUUGGAGACUAGACAUAACAAUACGCAGCUUCUGAAGAAUAUUCUUCCUACCCACGUUGCUCAUCAUUUCUUGAGCAUGGAUAGGAAUAGCGAUGAACUAUAUUCUCAAUACAGGGACGAAGUAGGAGUUAUGUUCGCAAGCAUCCCGAAUUUCACAGAUUUCUAUUCUGAAGACGUUAACAAGGGUGUUGAGUGUAUAAGACUAUUAAACGAAAUAGUAGCCGAUUUCGAUGAACUUUUGGACGAAGAGAGAUUCAACUCAAUUGAAAAAAUCAAAACAGUUAGUCCAACGGCGACAUAUAUGGCUGCUUCUGGUCUGAAUCCAACACAAGAUCAAGUCAAGAGGGAAAGUAAUAAUCAUUUUGAUAACGUUGACCACCUGUGUGCCCUCGUUGAUUUUGCUCUUCUCCUUCGCCUCAAACUACAAGAGAUCAAUCAGGAUUCCUUUAACAACUUUGGCCUCAGGAUUGGCAUCUCAUGUGGACCACUUGUAUGCGGUGUCAUAGGUGCAAGAAAGCCUGUGUUUGACAUUUGGGGUAAUACUGUCAAUGAAGCUUCGCGAAUGGACUCUACUGGACUCGUAGGGCAUAUACAGGUGCCAAAACAUACAGCACAGAUUCUAGCUGUUCGAGGUUACGACGUAAGAAGAAGAGGCGUCAUAGAAGUGAAAGGCAAAGGCUUUAUGGAAACCUAUUUUGUAAACGGUAGACAAAUAGGAAAACCACCGAUUUUCCAGAGGCAACCCAGCCAUCACAAUAGCCUGACAGCUGUGGUGUAUGCCAUGAAGAAGAAGCAAAAUAACAACACUGGAAUUGGGAGUGGAAAAGUCAAAUUGGUUCCUAGAAAUCGUGAGAAGAAAAUCUCGAUUUCCAGCUCCAUGAGAAUCUCCAGUAGGACUUCCGGAUUUCCAGUUAGAAGGAACACCACACGAACUAAUCAGAAAAAAAUCCCUGAAAAGUCAACACCAAUUACCAGACGAUUCGGUACUUUAGGUGUUACUUCUGGAAAUAAAAGAGCUUUUUCUGGUAUUGACGAUGUAAAUUCAAAUAAUAGAGAUGGAGGUUCACAAUCUGCUCAGCUAACUCCUGUGAGUAGAUCACCGUUUUUAGAAGUUGCUGGGAGAAUAGUAUCAACUAAAGUAGACCGUUCUUCCUCUACCGAAGCAAAAAGAUUAACAAUCCCUAUCAUUCAGGAUUCUUCAAGCCUCAGUAAUAAAUCUUCUUUCACAAAAGAACCAAGAGAAACGCUAGAUGAAGAAUCAUUGAAGACUUACAAAUCUAAAAGUCCUAUUGCUCCUGUACACUCACUGAAGCCUAUGUUAAUGAACCGAAUAAAGAGGAGUUCAACAUUUCUCCAAGAACCGAGGAAAAAGGUCGAUUUCAAUGAUAGGGAAGGUAUUUGAAAUCAAGAUCAAUGAAUUGAUAUUUCAAUGUUAUUCUCUGUUAUUCAGAUUUGUUUUUAAGAGAAGUGCCAUAUAGGUAUUUCAUUACUGCCAUACAAGGUUGUCAAGCUGAACUGUUUCAAUAAAAAGCAAA
Harmonia axyridis is the source of this 4710-nucleotide messenger RNA. Its product is annotated as adenylyl cyclase 78C-like. NCBI's taxonomy places the organism in Eukaryota, Metazoa, Arthropoda, Insecta, Coleoptera, Coccinellidae. Gene Ontology annotation, biological process: cAMP biosynthetic process; adenylate cyclase-activating G protein-coupled receptor signaling pathway; intracellular signal transduction. Bases 123 to 4577 code for a protein of 1484 amino acids. Gene Ontology annotation, molecular function: adenylate cyclase activity. The record is from RefSeq and is a predicted model, not a curated record. Gene Ontology annotation, cellular component: plasma membrane. The transcript has 24 exons.